AGCAAACUUUAGUCCCAUUUGCCCUGCGGGAACCUUUUGAAAUUAAGCUAUUUUAAUAAAGGACAUUUUAAAGGGUGCCAUCACAGUUUUUGUACCUUUAUUUUUCACAGUAUAGACCUGAACUAUUUGUGCAACUAUACUGUGUUCACACCACAGGAACUGGGAGCGAUUUUAAUACCGGGAACGCCUUUUUUGGGAACUAUACAGUUCAGUGUUUAUCAUGUUUCAAAUCUAUUUAUUUUCAGUUUGCUGCUGAUAGAAUGAGGAACCCAUGGAGGGCAGAGGUUAAUUUGAGAAUAGAGAAGUAAAGAAGACAGCAGUAAGAUCAUGGCGCUCAUACAGUGUUUCUUCACUUUUUUAAUUUUACUGUCAAGCACAAGAUGUCAAGCUCCCACAGAAGCACCUCUACAGGCCAGCAUUACAGUCAGUAUGGGUGACAUGCGAGUGUUUUCAGGUGAGGAUUUGAGAACCUCCUGCAGCGUACCCGAUGAUCCUUCACCCUACUGGAGAUACAAGUGGUUUCAAAAUGGAGAUGACAUAGGUUUCUACAAUUCAAGUGAAGCUUGGAUUAAAGCUAGUGGCAAAUACAGCUGUCAGGCAGAGAAAGACUUAAAGAAAUGGCCUUAUCUUGUGAACACACUUCCAAGCCAACCUCUCCAUCUCCAUGUGGAUCGAGGAUGGGCACUCAUGCAGAUACCAACGACACCUUCAAUAAUCGAAGAUACGAUGAUUCUAACGUGUCGCAUUCGAGACGGCCCUGUCGCCACUGAGGUUCGCUUCUAUAAGAAUGACGCUGAAAUCCAGUGUGAUAAGAGUCAAGUACUGGUUUUCAGUAAUGUAACCCUUCAAGAUGCUGGUGUAUACUGGUGCAGAGCAUCAUGGAUGGAGAAAAAUCUAUUACAUUCAGCGCAAUCUCUUCCUGUUCCUGUAACUGUAUUAGAUAAGUUGGAAACUCCACAACUGGUGCUUGUUUCCGGUCGGGUCAUUGCUGGAAAACUUGUACGUAUCAGAUGUGAGACCCGGCUGAACGUUAAAGCGGAAGGCCUUCAAAUUGAAUAUUACUUCAUGAAGAAUCACAGCAGACUGGCACCUGCCUCAUCCUCCGACAAAUACACUAUCUGGCAGAUAAGAAAAGAAGACGCUGGGGUGUAUACUUGCAAAGCCAAAGUCAGACUUCUGAAUGUGGAGAGAUGGAGCAAUGAGCUGGAACUGAAGGUCUAUUAACCUGCAUUCGCAGAGAAUCAUCAUCUGAAUGAAGUCUUUGAGAAGCCUUCAAUCAAGUCCCUGAUGACACUGCACUAAAGGAAGAUUAAAAACUGAAUAUAAUGUUUGCAUAAUUUGUAAAUAGAGAAAAGUAAAGCCGUAAUUUAAGUGAUUAUCCUUGCUUCUUGAUUUUAUUACAAGAACCCAACAACCCAAAGCCUACAAUGUGAUUGGUUACGUGACAUACAAUAUGUGAUGUAUUACUUAUAAUAUUAAGUGGUCUAUAUCCAUUCUCAGUUGACCUUACAAUUAAAGUUUUUAGUACAGCAUCUUAAAAAACUGUGUAGUGAUGAGUAGAUUGCUUAGAAUCUUCUGAAAGACUCAUUGCAGUGUCAUGACUUUACAUCUGAUACAUGCUACAGUGCCCUCCACUAAUAUUCAAACCCUUGGUAAAUAUGAACGCUGAAUAAAACUCUUUAUUGUUAAAUCUUUUGAUUGAUUGCUCAAAAUAUUAACAAAAAAACAACAACUUGCAAACACAACACAACUUUAUUAACAAAACAUUUUUUGUUAAAUAUACAGUACCCUCCAGAAGUAUUUGGACAAUAUUUUGUUUGUUUGCUUUGGAUUCAAGAAAUGUCUAAACAUACACAAUUCUCAACGAAGCAACACAUGAAAUAUUGUAAAUAUGUAAAUACUUCUAUCUAAUGUGAUCAUAUUAAGAUGAUUAACUGAAGUGUUAAGUGAUGAACUGUGUCCUGAUGCAUUCGUUGUGUAGUAUCAGUUUGAUCCAUUGCGUCUGCAGUCUGACUCUUGCAUUUGAUGAUAACACACAUGCGUCAGGAUGAAAGAUGUACAGUAUGUGUUGAAACAUAAUCAAAUGUUAAUAAAAUGUUACGUUCUGUA
Molecule: messenger RNA, 2109 nt
Organism: Paramisgurnus dabryanus
Lineage: Eukaryota; Metazoa; Chordata; Actinopteri; Cypriniformes; Cobitidae
Product: high affinity immunoglobulin gamma Fc receptor I-like
Biological process (GO): immune response; cell surface receptor signaling pathway
Cellular component (GO): external side of plasma membrane
Molecular function (GO): transmembrane signaling receptor activity
Source: RefSeq, a predicted model, not a curated record